CACACACUGAGAUUUCGCACAUUGCUCGCAGAUCUGAUCCAAUUUUCAACUUUUUCGGAGAAUCUGUUCUGCUGUGUGCAUCUCGCAUUGGUUCCUCCAUCUGCAUUUCCAUCAAAUUGCAUUUUUAUCGGAUAAUUUGAAUCGGAUUUUGCUCAAUUUGUUGGAGGCAGCAAAGAUGAAGGUGAUAGAGAAGAUCCAGGCGGCGGCUGCGGCGAAUGACGACCGAGUGGUGUUCUCGUUCGAGUUCUUCCCGCCGAAGACGGAGGACGGCGUCGAGAAUCUCUUCGACAAGAUGGAGCGGAUGGUGGCGCACAACCCCGCCUUCUGCGACAUCACCUGGGGCGCCGGCGGAUCCACGGCGGAUCUGACGCUGGAGAUCGUCAAGCGGAUGCAGAACAUGGUGUGUGUUGAGAGCAUGAUGCAUCUCACCUGCACAAACAUGCCUGUCGAGAAGAUCGACCACGCUCUCACCACGAUCAAGUCGAAUGGGAUUCAGAACGUGCUUGCCCUCCGCGGCGAUCCCCCGCACGGUCAGGAUAAGUUCGUCCAGGUCGAGGGAGGCUUUGCGUGCGCGCUUGAUCUCGUCAAGCAUAUGCGUGCACAGUAUGGCGACUACUUUGGGAUUACUGUUGCCGGCUAUCCAGAGGGGCAUCCUGACAUUAUUGAGAACGGAUUGGCCCCAGAGGCAGCAUAUCAGAGUGACCUUGCUUAUCUCAAGAAAAAGGUUGAUGCUGGAGCUGAUGUCAUUGUAACUCAACUCUUCUACGACACGGACAUCUUCCUUAAAUUUGUGAAUGACUGCCGUCAAAUUGGAAUCACCUGUCCGAUUGUACCUGGCAUUAUGCCCAUUAACAAUUACAAGGGCUUCAUUCGCAUGACUGGUUUUUGCAAAACUAAGAUCCCGUCUGAGGUCAUGGAGGCCUUGGAGCCUAUCAAGGACAAUGAAGAGGCUGUUAGGGCCUACGGUAUUCACCUAGGAACAGAAAUGUGCAAGAAGAUUCUGGCUAGUGGGAUCCGAACUCUGCAUCUGUAUACCUUAAACAUGGAGAAAUCUGCUUUGGCAAUAUUGGCGAAUCUUGGACUGAUUGAGGAGUCCAAAAUUUCAAGGUCUCUACCAUGGAGACGCCCGACAAAUAUUUUCAGGGUAAAAGAAGAUGUUCGCCCAAUUUUCUGGGCUAAUCGUCCUAAGAGCUAUAUAUCCCGAACUAUUGGUUGGGACCAAUACCCACAUGGUCGAUGGGGAGAUUCGCAGAAUGCAUCAUAUGGAGCACUUACAGAUUAUCAGUUCAUGCGACCACGCUCCCGUGACAAGAAGCUUCAAGAAGAAUGGGCUGGUCCUUUGAAAAGUGUUGAAGAUAUUUAUGAGAAAUUUAUGUCCUUCUGCCUUGGGAAACUUAGAAGCAGUCCAUGGUCCGAGCUAGAUGGGCUUCAGCCAGAGACCAAAAUCAUUAAUGAGAAUCUGGGUAAUAUUAACUUGAAAGGUUUUCUCACUAUCAACAGCCAACCUGCUGUUAACGGAGCUAAGUCUGACUCUCCAACUGUUGGAUGGGGAGGGCCAGGCGGGUACGUAUACCAGAAGGCAUACGUAGAAUUUUUCUGCUCCCCGGAGAGGUUGACUGCUCUUGUUGAAAAAUGCAAACAGUUCCCCCGUCUUACCUACUUGGCUGUCAACAAAGAAGGAACCUUGAAGUCUAAUGUCAGCAAUAACGACGUGAACGCGGUCACAUGGGGCGUCUUCCCCGCAAAGGAGAUAAUCCAGCCUACCGUUGUCGACCCCGCUAGCUUCGUGGUGUGGAAGGACGAAGCAUUCGAAAUCUGGUCGAGGGUGUGGGCCAAUCUCUACCCUGAAGCAGACCCAUCCCGAAAAGUGAUCGAGGAGGUGAAGAGCAGCUAUUACUUGGUGAGUUUGGUCGACAACGACUACGUCCACGGUGAUCUGUUUGCUGUUUUCAACAGCAUUUGAUAUGAUUUAAUGCAUAUGUUUGAUUUUCAACUAGUACUAUGAUUUCCAUGUAUCGAACAGCAAUUCAUCAUUCUUGGCCGAGCUCAGGCUCUUCUGCUAUGUACUAUUAUUGUCUUCAAAUUGGAUUUUGGCACUCACAACUCGUCAUGUAACCUUAUACUAUAAAUUUAUAUGACAUUGUUCAAAUGUCACACGUAUAAGCAAUAUAUUUUUCAAUUCUGUUAA
Salvia hispanica is the source of this 2188-nucleotide messenger RNA. Its product is annotated as putative methylenetetrahydrofolate reductase (NADH). Lineage: Eukaryota; Viridiplantae; Streptophyta; Magnoliopsida; Lamiales; Lamiaceae. Gene Ontology annotation, molecular function: FAD binding; methylenetetrahydrofolate reductase [NAD(P)H] activity. Gene Ontology annotation, biological process: tetrahydrofolate interconversion. Gene Ontology annotation, cellular component: cytosol. The record is from RefSeq and is a predicted model, not a curated record.